Molecule: messenger RNA, 2564 nt
Organism: Sitophilus oryzae (rice weevil)
Lineage: Eukaryota; Metazoa; Arthropoda; Insecta; Coleoptera; Curculionidae
Product: orexin receptor type 1-like
Exons: 8
Coding region: 96-1436 (446 amino acids)
Biological process (GO): neuropeptide signaling pathway
Cellular component (GO): membrane
Molecular function (GO): neuropeptide receptor activity
Source: RefSeq, a predicted model, not a curated record
UAGGGUCCUCUUUAACAAUUUGCCGCUUAAAACAUCGAAACAUCGACGAAAAAUUAUUAAAAUUCGUAUUUUAACGCCUGAAAAUUUACUCAGAAAUGGCUAAAAUUAAUACAACUAGUACGCCGCAAGAUUUAGAUCCUCAUAUUUUAAAUAUUAUUCAUCAGGUAUUAACGGGUUACAGCAGCGAAAAAAAGUUGGAUUUGCGAGAGCCUCAGCCGAAAAAGUCACUGGAAGGAAUAGCGUCGUAUAUCGUGUUCGCUUACGGAACUUUGUUAACUUACGGAAUUUUGUCUAAUGUACUUUUAUUUUUCCAUAUUAUUCAGUACAGGCUUUAUAAGGAUCCGACCUAUAGUUUCAUUAUAAAUAACGCUGUCAGUGACAUAGUUAAAUGUGUGGUUGUACUGCCUAUAACUUUGUAUGUGUUGUUGGUCCAGAACUGGAUGUUAGGGGAGUUGCUGUGCACUUUCCUGCCAAUGUUACAGGAUAUUCCGCUUCAUGUCACGAUGCUGACCUACGUUUGCUUGGCCUGGGAUCGACGUAGAUAUCUGAGGAAUCCAAAUAAACCACGCCUACCAGCUUUUGUGUGCACCAUUGGAACUUGGCUCACUUCCUUAUGUUUGGUCCUUCCUUAUCCCAUAUACAUAACUCACAUCGAUCUGGGAGUUUUCCUUAAGUCGCCCGAAUACGAAGGAGUAAGCAUAUGCAUCGUAAAUCUGGCAGAUGAUAUGAAGGAGUACAUGAGAGGAACAUUCCUUGUAACUUACGCCGGACCCCUGGCUGCAAUCUCGUACUUCUUUGUGUGCGCGUCGCGCGAGCUGGCUUAUCACAACGCUCCCGCGGUGAUAUUUUUCGAAUCCAGGGGGCGCGAUUGUCGCUCCAGAAUGGAUUCCCAUUCGACGAUGACAGCCGAUAUUCGAAGCAACCGUGGCGAUUAUGACCGCAGCAGCCAGUACAGCCCGGAAAGUUUUCGAGAAUACGAGGGUUCCCGAACUCGUUACGAAGUGCACGAGUCCGAACUUGACGUCGUCAAGGAAAAACGCACUCAAAAAUACUUGGGAUCCAUCAUUACCAUGUACGCCAUUUGUUUGCUGCCUCUCAUGAUCAUGCGUCUGGCUAGAUUGGCACUAGUGGAAACAUAUGAAAACAGCAGCCAUUUCGACUAUACAUACGUUCUAUUUGUUUGGCUGGCAUUUUUGCCUACUUGUUUGACUCCUCCAAUGUUUGCAUUUUGGCAAAUGAGUCGAUCGUCAAAGGAACGUCUAAAGGGCUACUUUCGUUUCAGCAAUCGCAAAAUGCGUCAUUCCAGUGAGACAGUGGUGACAACUGCGGACACUCCAGCAUCCAGAUUUAAGUUCUUGCAUGGAUCCCGACAACAACUAGAAGAACGACUUUCGGAUGGCACAAGUAGCAUUCAGCAAGAGAGUAAUUCGUCUUGAUGUUGAACUUCUGAUAUCAUGAGCUACAGGAUAGUAUCUACGAGCCUGUAUCGUGUGGAACAGCUUAUUUGAAGAACUUCAGAAACGACAGAGAAUAUAAAAAUUCUCGUUUGACUGGAAUGGAAAUGUUCAAGAAUUUCAAAGAAGCGAGACCAUUUGAACAAACAAGGAAUAAUUUACACUUGUGAGUGCUAUUUACUUUAGAAGGAGACGUUUAAUAGUGAAUACUGUUUUGUAAAGGUGCCAAUUCUAUACUCUUAAAAUCUUGAUGAUGUUCUGUAACACUUAACGUAUAUUUGUCGUUAGUAUAUAUGCACUAACAAGUACCAAUUGCAUUUAAGGAUAUUUCGAAUAGUUUAUAAAAGAGCUAAAAUAUAUUGUAAAGACAAUAAAGAUAAGUAAAUAUGUAGUUCAAAAUAUUUUUAUUAGAAACAUUUAAAAAGAAAAUGAUUAUGUUUCUGUUUUUUAUAUUUAAUAUUUUCAAAAAAAAUAGUUUAGUAUUACAGCAUUCUGCGUCCUGUUAUAUUCUUUAAUGUAUAGUAUAAAUAAAUUGACUUAUCAUCGAGUUCAUUACUAAAGAUAUCUCAAUAUUAACAUUACAUUCUCUAAGUAUAGUCUGAAUCUCUAAAACGCAAACCGAAGAUACAGAAUGAUUAUUUUUAUUUACUAAAUAAAUAUAUUUGUUUUUAAAACAUUCGUACUUUUGUAUAAAUAUUAUGAAAAGAGAUUUAAAAAAAAGAUAAAAUGUAGAUCAUAUACUUAUAUAUUAUGACCUGCAACAUAUUCUAUUAACUAUUUAAAUUAUUAAGCUAAAUAAUUGUAAAAAUGAAAUAGUAUAUAAAAUAAUUAAAUAAAUGUUGCUCAAAUUAAUGUAUAUUCUAUUUAGAUUCUAACUGCUGACUUAGGGGGGAAGGGGGGAGAUGGUUUAAAUUUUUAAAUCUAGUAUAUCUUAAGCUGCUAUUUACUGAAUGUCUCAAAACAUCUAGAUGUAAUAUUUUCUCUUUACUCUCAUACGCACAUAAUAAGUUGAAAAACAAAUAUUUGUUAGAAUUAUUGUAAAUCGUUUCAUUUUUUUGGUUUCAAAAUGGUAAACAUUUAUAAAUACAUGUUUUAUUAUAAAAACAGAAA